GUCUCCCGCCUUUUUUCUUGGGAGGACUUGGUGGUGGGGAAACAUUUCUCUCCCCCUUGCAUCGUUUUAGGGAUAAAGAGGGACGCUGGAGGGAAAAAAGUGGCGAAAGCUAGACGGGGAGAGAAGUAGGAGGACGGAAGCCGAGAAAUAAAGCCCUGUUGAAUUAAAGGGACGGUUUCGUGGUUGUAAACCCCAGAGUGUGAAGCAUGCUGACCACCAAGCUGUUGACUCUGGUUCUCGUGGUGCAGCCACAGCGUGUCUUGCUGGGGAUGAAGAAGCGUGGCUUCGGCGUAGGUCUCUGGAAUGGAUUUGGAGGGAAGGUGCAACCAGGGGAAACCAUUGAGCAGGCGGCUAGAAGGGAGCUACAGGAAGAGAGCGGACUGACGGUGGACACUCUGCACAAGGUGGGCCUGAUCACUUUCGAAUUUGUGGGCGACACGGAGCUGCUGGAAGUCCAUAUCUUCCGUGCUGACAGUUUCAGAGGAGAACCCACAGAGAGUGAGGAAAUGCGCCCCCAGUGGUUUGAGCUUGACCAGGUGCCCUUCAAGAACAUGUGGCCAGAUGAUGUCUACUGGUUCCCCCUUCUGCUGCAGAAGAAGUUGUUCCGUGGGUACUUCAAGUUCCAGGGACAGGACACGAUCUUAGAAUACACCCUCAAAGAGGUGGAGAAGAUAUAAGAGAGGCCAAGCCCAGGAGCCAUCCUGCCCAAGGGUUAACGCAUAGCCCACAUUGGGGGAAAGAGACGAAACAUUUGAACUUCAUGAAAAGUCUUGGUCAAAAGACUUUUCCUGUAGCAAGAGAAAACAAUUCUGUAACAAGUGGUUGGUGGACAGAAAACCUGUGGAACCUUGUAGAAUAAAGGAAACCCUUUUCAUCACAUGUUGAUGAAUGCUUACUGUGAACGCUUUGGACUGAGCACCCUGUAACCCGUGAUUCUGUACUAGCUCGGAGGCGGACUCCCUUGUUCCUGUAGGUAUUAUUAUCCCCCUUGUGUUAUGUACAGCUCAGCCUUUCUUUUAAUUCGAGCAAAAGUUACGGGCAGUAGCCUUGCAUCCUGAACCUGAAGUAUUUCUGUGUUUUACGUAUCAUAAAGACCAAAGUGCAAUAUCAUGAUGUCAGUGGUGGGGGUUUUUUGCCAGUUUUAGCUUAGAUUAAAAGAAAGCUUGCAUUUUGCUACAUCUGUGGGAUAGAUCAGAGGCCUGUGCUUUGCCUGCAGACGGUUCCAGGUUUGAUGCCCGGCUUCUCCGAAUAUUGCAGGGGAAAACGUUUGCCUGAAGCCUUAGAGAACUGCUCCCAGUGAGUGAGGCUGGAUCCACUCCCAUUUGGAGUAAAUCCAGUUAAGUCAAGCAGUACCGGUUGUUUGUAGAACACACUGUAAAGAAGGAACGGCCGUGUAUUGUUUUUAGAAAAACUGUAACAAGUAAUGGGAAAAAAUACUUUUAACAAACCCACUUCUCAAAUAUGGCUUCCAAGUGAGUAUAAGACUGCAAUCUGAAGAACGCGAGAUCACCAUUUCUGGGUGGAAAGAUGGGACGCUAUGGAGUAUCUUGAACAGAACUUAGAAAUACUUGAAAAUUUGGGAGACCAGCCAGUACAGUUCCAGUCAUUCAUAGACACAACAUUCAGAAAAUAAAUAACACAUAUUCAACUGAAGAAUGUUACCUUUUAUAUAUAUAUAU
Messenger RNA from Pogona vitticeps (central bearded dragon), 1679 nucleotides. It is a transcript of the gene NUDT1, whose product is annotated as nudix hydrolase 1. Lineage: Eukaryota; Metazoa; Chordata; Lepidosauria; Squamata; Agamidae. Gene Ontology annotation, molecular function: 8-oxo-7,8-dihydroguanosine triphosphate pyrophosphatase activity. The record is from RefSeq and is a predicted model, not a curated record. Gene Ontology annotation, biological process: DNA protection. Gene Ontology annotation, cellular component: cytoplasm.